GCCCGUGAGAUAUCGGUCGGAAACGCACGCAAGAGUGAGCGAGGAAGCGAACGGAGGUAAGCGCGCACUCGAGCUGUAAGAGGCAUUUUUUUCCUGGAACGCGCACAGACAGACAGCGCUGCUGGUGAGAAAGCCGACAGAGGAGGAGGACAGGACAGAAGAAGGACGCACCACACAAACGCGUAGAGACAAAGUUCUCCUGCGUCGAGUUCAAGUAUGGUGGAAACAAACAUCUGUGUUUCAAUUUAUUGAAAGUUUUGGAUCAUAACGGGAAGCAGAGAAAUAUCCCCAAGGAACGGAUGCACACAUGGAUCUCGGCAAGGCACUGGCGCUUUAGUGCAGUGGAGCCAAAGAGAUAUCCAGUCAUGAUUUGGGUUGCAUUUUUACCCUUCUUGGUUUCGUGCGCAGUCGGGAACAGAACAACGGAGCAGGUGCCAUUCUUUCACGGCCAUGUCUUUGAGAACUCGUCUCCAGGCUCUCGGGUCAACGGACUGAGCGUCCCGUUAAAACGGUUCAACUCGCAAAGGCUGUGCGAUUCUGGGGAACCCGGUUCAGCGGCAGCGCACUUCAAACUCCUGGGAGAAGGGAGUGAGAAUUUCCGUGUCUUUGCGCACCACAAACGGGGACAUAUUUUAUUGAAGACUUCUGGGGUUUUGGACAGAGAGGAGCGGGCUGAAUAUGCACUGAGUCUGGGUUUGUGUUGCGGGCAAUGCGUGGGACUUUCUGGGGAAGAGGAAGACGAGUGCCCACUUAUCACCGAAGUAGCGUCUAUUAAAGUGGAUGUUCUGGACACCAACGACCACCAGCCCACUUUCCCCGGUGCCGAUGUGAAACUGAGCCUGGAUGAUGCUACUGCGCUCCGCACGGCGAUAUACACGGUCACCGCGCGGGACGAUGACAGCGGCAAGAACGCCGAGCUCAUCUACUUUGCCCUCCCCAAAAACGGGAGUUUCUACGCGGUGCCCAAAACUGGUGACAUCCUCCUUGUUGACUCCAUCCUGGGUCUGGAUGGACCGAUUAAAUUUAAAGUGUUUGCCCGGGAUCGCGGUUGGCCACCUCGCACAAGCCAAAGCCUCACAGUGGAGAUAAACCCACGGCAAUGCCCCGUGGCGCAAUCACUGACUCCCCAACUGGGUGAAAGGAAACUGAAAUCGCAAAAUAAGGUACCGACGCGAAAGUCCAGAUCAGUCUUGGAACCAGAUAGCCCCGUUUUGAUCAAUGUGUCCGAGGAUGCGGGGCUCGGUUCGGUGGUGAUGAACCUGAACCCGGUGAGGUUUCAGACGGCCACGUUUGAGCUGGUGGAGCCCGACAUGGAGAGCUCUCCGGUCAGCGUGAGCCGGGACAGCGGGGAUAUAGUCAUAUCACGGAGACUGGACCGAGAGACUGAGCCUCUGGUGGAGAUCAGCGUCAAAGUACAAGAUAAACGAGGUCCAGAAUGGUACUUGGUCAGGGUGGAGUUGACUGUGACGGAUGUAAAUGACAACAUCCCAGAAUGGAGCAUGGUUCCUGCCCCCUACCUGGCUGUGGUUUCCCCCGAUACCCCUGCAGGUUCAGUGGUCUAUAAGCUCUAUGCUCAGGAUGGAGAUGAAGGCAAUAAUGGUGAAGUGGAGUACUUUCUGUCUGAUGGUGGCGAUGGUCGCUUUGAAGUAGAUAGAAAGAACGGCCAGGUACGGACUACAGGCCUUCCUCUGCAGCAGGACAGGGAGUACCUGCUGACAGUUGUAGCCGCCGACCGGCUGGGCAGCCGCAGCGCCCCUGCUGUCGUCUCCGUGGUUGCAGGAGCUCGGCCACCCCAGUUUACCAACGCGUCUUUCACCAUUGCCAUACCAGAAAACACCCCUGAAGGACAACCCUUCUUGGUCACACCUGCUGUGUCCUUCCAGAGGAAACCAAUCAGCUACAGCCUUCUCAUCAAUCCCAGCAGCCUCUUCUCCAUCUCAGCAGAGACGGGUGAAAUCAGCCUAACUCGCCCUAUUGACUACGAGAGCGACCAACAUCGCUACUUGCUACUGGUGCGAGCCAGCGAGGGCCUGGAGAGCAUGAGCAGUGCAGCAGAGGUGCGAGUUAUUAUCAUUGAUGAAAAUGACUGCGUUCCAGAGUUCCUCCAAUCGAUUUACAGCAAGGAUAGUGUACCAGAGACUGUGACAACAGCAACCUCAUUGCUGCAAGUGUCAGCCAAUGACUGUGACUCAGAAGAGAAUGCAGAGUUGACCUAUUACACCCUGAGCCCAGACUUCACUAUUUCCCCUCAUGGGACCAUCUUUCCUGCGGGACCUCUGGACUACGAGAGACCUAAUCAUCUGUAUGAGUUUGUUGUGAUGGCUAUUGACAAGGGCGAGGUGCCUCGCACAGGCACAACUACAGUACGGAUUAGAAUGGCUAAUGUCAAUGACGAGACACCUGAGUUCUCCCAACAUACCUAUCGGACAUUCGUCUCAGAGGAUGCAGGCCCCAACACGCUUGUUGCAACAGUGCUGGCAAAGGACCCUGAUGGGGAUGGGAUCACGUAUAGGAUCACCACAGGAAACGAGGAGGGCAACUUUGUCAUUGACAGCCAAAAAGGUUUGAUCCGGCUGCGCUCUAGUCCACCACCUCGCCUCCAGGGUGUUGAAUAUGUCCUUAACGUUACAGCUACGGAUGACAAUGCCUCAGGCGGACCUCAGGCACUGUCAUCCACAGCCCAGGUCAUAGUUGGCGUGGACGAUGUGAAUAACAACAAGCCUGUCUUUGAGAAGUGUCAGCAGUACCGAGAGAGCACAUCAGUCCUGGAGAACCAGCCAGCAGGAACAUUUGUUCUGCAAGUUCAUGCCGUAGAUGCUGACGAGGGCUCCAAUGGCAGGGUCACAUAUGGCUUCAUGCACAAAGACUCCACUGUGCCUGCAUUCAGCAUACACCCAGAUACUGGAGUAAUUGUGACAGCCAGGAAGUUUGAUCGUGAACGACAGCGGGAGUAUGCGGUGACCGUGACUGCCACUGACCAGGCAGCUGACCCACUGAUUGGCAUUUGUCAGCUCAACAUCCUCAUCUUGGACCAGAAUGACAACAGUCCUAAGUUUGAAAACAUUCGAUAUGAGUACUUCCUUCGUGAGGACACCAUGAUUGGAACUAGUUUCUUGCGUGUAGCAGCUCAUGAUGAUGACUUUGGCACCAAUGCAGCCAUCAUGUACUCCAUGUCCAGCGAACAGCCGGAGUACCUCAGGGUCAACCCAAUGACAGGAUGGGUGUAUGUCAACCAGCCCAUCUCACAGAGGACUUACAUCACCAGGGAAAUUGUGGCUACAGAUGGGGGCAACAGGAGCAGUUCGGUGGAGUUGGCAGUCACCAUCACCAAUGUGAAGAACCAGCCUCCACAGUGGGAAAAAGACAGCUACAGCGUGGUCAUACCAGAAAACACUGUCCGAGAUACACCCAUCGUGACCAUCAAAGCCACAUCGCCCCUUGGAGAUCCCAGGGUAACCUACAACUUGGAAGAUGGUAUGGUGCCAGAGACCAACAUGCCAGUUCGCUUCUACUUGACCCCCAACCGAGAAGACGGUUCAGCUUCCAUCCUGGUUGCAGAGCCGCUGGACUAUGAGACCACCAGGAAUUUCAUGCUGCGGGUCCGGGCUCAAAAUGUCGCUGCUGUUCCACUGGCUGCCUUCACCAUAGUCUACAUCAAUGUCACUGAUGUAAAUGACAACGUCCCAUUCUUUACUUCCUCCAUCUACGAGGCUUCGGUCACUGAAGGAGCAGAGUCAGGAACUUUGGUUUUCCAGGUAUCAGCCAAUGACCUUGAUCUCGGUCUAAAUGGCAAGAUCGCUUACUCACUGCUGGAGGAUCGCAGUGGGGACCAUCAGUAUUUCCGUAUCGACCCAGAGCUGGGGUUCAUCUACUCACAGGCUGUGUUUGACCGAGAGACCAAAAGCUCCUACCUGUUGGAGGUUCAGUCUGUGGAUGGCUGGGAGUCAGCGCGGCCCGGCAAACAUGGACAGCCCAACUCUGACACGGCAUAUGUUCGUAUUUUUAUCAGCGAUGUGAACGAUAACAAGCCAGUGUUUGCACAGGCGUCCUAUGAAGUCGAUGUGGAUGAAGAUGCUGACGUAGGCUUUGCCAUUCUCACUGUCAGUGCCAAUGAUGGGGAUGAAGGUGGAAAUGCAAAACUGCGCUACCAGAUCACAUCAGGAAACAUGGGAGGGGUGUUUGAUGUGGAACCAGAGGUGGGGACUAUCUUUAUUGCCCAGCCUCUGGACUAUGAAAAGAACAAAAGGUACAAGCUUCAUGUCCUGGCUUCAGAUGGAAAAUGGGAAGAUUACACAACAGUGACCGUGAACGUGGUUAACAAGAAUGACGAGGCUCCGGUGUUUACCGUUAAUGAGUACUACGGCAGUGUAACGGAGGAGCUGGAUGGUUCACCAGUGUUUGUAUUACAGGUAACAGCAUCUGACCCAGAUAAGGAUGCUGACCAGGAGGCCCUUCGUUACUCUCUCCAUGGCCAGGGUGCUGAGAGUGAAUUUAUUAUUGAUGAGGUCACAGGCAAGAUAUAUGCCCAAAGGACCCUGGACCGUGAGGAGCGCGCUGUUUGGCGUUUUGUUGUUCUGGCUACAGAUGAGGGCGGUGAAGGUCUGACAGGCUUCACAGAUGUCAUUAUCAAUGUGUGGGACAUCAAUGACAAUGCACCCAUCUUCACCUGUGCUCCCAGCUGCCAUGGUGAUGUUGCCGAAAACUCUGUAGUAGGGACAUCUGUGAUGGAGAUGACAGCAACUGACCUGGAUGAUUCAGCUGUGGGGCAGAACGCUGUGCUCUCUUACAGGAUUGUGGGCAGCUUAGAUGCCACUAACACUGAGUUGGGAGGAGUGCCUACCUUCUCAGAAAUGUUCACGAUUAACCCCACUACAGGGACCAUCACUGUAGGCAUGGGUGGUCUGGACAGAGAACAAGUUGAGUCCUACCUCUUGGUGGUGGAGGCUAGAGAUGGGGGAGGAAUGACAGGAACUGGAACUGCUACCAUUCAGAUCAAGGAUGUGAAUGACCAUGCUCCAAGAUUCACUGAUCACUCCUGCAUGGCAAGGAUCUCUGAGAAUGCAGAGACCAACGCAGAGGUCCUGGAGCUCGCUGCAGAGGACAAAGACACUGGAGAAAAUGCCCAGCUGACCUUUAGCGUUGUGGCUGGAGACCAAGAGCAGAAGUUCUACAUGGUCAGUCACAAGCAGGAGCAGAGAGGGACCUUGAGGCUCAAGAAACGUCUGGACUAUGAACGACACAACGAGCAGAGGUUCAACCUCACACUGAAGGUUGAAGACCUGGACUUCUCCAGUCUUCUGCACUGUGUGGUGGAAGUGGAGGAUUAUAAUGAUCAUGCUCCUGUCUUUAUCCCACACUUCUUGUCGCUCGCUCCACUACCUGAGGACCUCUCUGUGGGAACCAGUGUGGCCCAUUUGGUAGCCAGUGACUCUGAUUCAGGCCAGAACCGAGAAAUCACCUAUAGCCUAUCAGAGGACUCUGACCCUGAAGGUCUGUUUACUAUUGACCAGUCCGGUGUACUCUCAGUGGCUCGACCUCUGGACCGUGAGAGGAUACCCCAGCACCACUUGGUUGUCAUAGCAACUGAUCAUGGGGUUCCACCUCUAAUAGGCAGUGCGACUGUUCAGCUGCCUUUAUUGGAUGUUAAUGACAAUGGACCAGAGUUUGAGGCAGCAUACGCCCCGAUAGUCUUUGAGAAUGUGGCUGGACCACAGGUAGUAAGGUUGAACCAAACAUCAACCCUCCUCCGAGCUGUGGACCAGGACUCUCCAGAGAAUGGCCCACCUUUUCACUUCACCGUCCCCUCUGAGUAUCGCCACAGUAAUGAUUUCUACCUUCAGGACAACCUAAAUGGCACAGCGACACUGACAGCUCUGAGGACAUUUGACCGCGAGCGGCAGAAAGAGUUUCUCAUCCCUAUUAUAAUGAGUGACAGUGGUCGUCCAGCCAAGACGGUGACCAGCACCUUGACUGUGACCAUCGGUGACCAAAAUGAUCAUGCGCAUGUGGCAGGGGAGAAGAAAAUUUUCAUCAAUAGUCACAGAGGCCGUAUGCCAACUACUGUACUUGGGAAGGUCUAUUCUCCUGACCCUGAUGAUUGGGACAACAAGACAUAUGUCUUUGAAGGACAUGUACCAAGUUACUUCAUUCUGAACAAGCGAACAGGUUUUCUGAUCAUCAAGGAAAAUGCCCCACCUGGCCCCUACCAGUUCCAGGUCCGUGUGUCAGAUGGAAUUUGGCCGGAUGCUGUCUCUACUGUGACUGUACAUGUGAGGGAGCUGCGAGAUGAUGCCAUCUACAACUCAGGGUCCCUUCGUCUGGCAGACAUCACAGCGAAGGAGUUCAUUGAACUGAGAGGGAAGCAGCGAAGCCGCUACGAGCUGCUGGUGGACUUUCUAUCUGAGAUGCUUUCCAUUCCACCUGAUGAUGUCAAUGUCUUCAGCCUGAUGGAUGUGAAGGAGCGAAUGCUGGAUGUUCGCUUUGCUGUGCACGGUGGCCCCACCUUCCUCCAGCCUGAGAAAAUGCAUGGUUAUCUGGCUGCCCACAAACAAAAGCUCCAGUCAUUCCUGCAGGUCAGCGUGUCCCAAGUCCGAGUAGACGAGUGUCCCAGCUCAGAGUGUGCUGGAGCAGGUGGCUGCACCAACAUUCUGAAUGUGCGGGACACACCGACAGUAGUAGACUGUGGGACUAUGAGUCUUGUAUCUGUGACAGUGGAAUCCACAGCUAUGUGCUCCUGCCCAGGUAGAGAGCAGUCCCAUCAGCCCUGUACUGCAUAUCCCAGAAAUCCCUGCUUCAAUGGUGGCGUGUGUGUGGACACUCAGCAUGGCUACAGGUGCCAAUGCCCAGCUCAGUUCGAGGGGCCUGAAUGCCAGCAGAACAAGCACAGUUUCCACGGCAACGGCUAUGCCUGGUUUCCUCCCAUGAUGCCUUGUUUCGAAAGCCAUGUGUCUCUGGAGUUCAUCACGGAUGUGGCUGAUGGACUGCUGCUGUACACCGGCCCCUUGGCCCAGCUGCAGGCCUGGGACCACGAAGACUUCAUGGCAAUAGAGCUAAUAGAUGGGACCCCCACCUUGAAAAUCAACCACGGCUCUGGCACAGUGGUGCUACAGUUGCCAGGCAACGUGAAUGUGGCAGACAGGCGGUGGCAUCGGCUGGAUGUCCGCAGCAACAGCAAGGAAGUACGUUUCACCCUGGAUCGAUGUUCAGGUGCAGCAGUGAUGGAAAUGGAGGGUCUGGGGAGCUGGCUGACAACAGAAGACCACUCUUCCUGUGAGGUGAUGGGUGUUACACCCAACACUGACAGACAUCUCAACAUGAGUCAGGUGCUCCAGCUCGGCGGUGUGAACGAGGACAUCCCCUACAUCUACCCUCAGCUUCAGCACAAACACUUCACCGGCUGCAUCCGUAACCUCAUCGUGGACAGCAAGCUGUAUGAUUUGGGCUCCCCAGCUGACUCACAGUCCAGCUCUCCAGGCUGCCUGACCACCGAUAGCAGCUGUGUCAACAUGGGCUAUCCAUCCUGUGGCCACCGGGGUCGCUGUCACGGUGAGUGGGGCUCCUUCAGCUGCCAGUGUGUGCCCGGAUACACAGGACACCAGUGUGAAGAAGAGGUCCCAGAAUAUUCAUUUGAUGGCCACAGUCAUGUGCAUUACCAGUUGUCAUCCCCUCUGCCUGCCCGAAGGACGUGGAUUCAAGUCUUGAUUCGAACUCGCAAACACAGCAGCAUCAUCUUCAAUCUGAUCUCAAAGGAGCAGAGUGAAUAUCUACGACUAGAGAUCUUUCAGGGCCUUCUCUGUAUUUUCUACAACCUUGGUGAUGGAGACUACAAUCUGACCCUGCCCACCUAUCGCCUUGACAACGGUGAAUGGCAUGAGGUCUUCCUAGAUCGGCAUGACAAUGAGAUGAUGCUGCGUUUGGAUGGGGGCGGAGGGCAGCGGGAGGUGACAGGAUUACGGGGUCGAAGCCGAGAAAUCGUCAUUGACCCCACUGUGGUGAUGCUGGGAAACACUUUCCCUUCUGCAGUCAACAAGAGCUUCCAGGGCUGUAUGAGAGAUUUACGCCUCAAUGGUCGCUACUUGCCACUGGAUAGCCAGCCACGAGAUGGAGUUUCCCAGGUCAGCAUACAAGGCCUCUCUGUUGGAUGCUCCUCCGACUCCUGCAAAAGAAACCAGUGUAGCCCUCCCUUUACCUGUGUUGAUUUGUGGAGAGUGCACGAAUGCAGAUGUCCUCCCGGUCACAUGAUCCGUGUGAACGGGACCAGAAAGUCCUGUGUCUACACCCUCUGUGCUACCAGGCCUUGUCACCGUGGUACUUGUGUGGCCCAAUCACCCUCUAAAUUCACCUGCCACUGCCCGGAAGGCUACAGAGGACGACACUGUGAGACGACACUGGCAAUUUACAGGGAGGACGUGGGCCUGAGCUUCAGCUCCCUCUUUGCCAUCUGCAUCUGCUUCAUGGCCUUACUGGUGCUGCUGUUGGGCAUUUUCCUCUACACUCGCUGGAGAUCAUACAAAGGGCUCAAGGAGGGUGUUUACCAUGUCUCAGCACAUCACGACGGCUGGGAGGACAUCCGAGAGAACGUCCUCAACUAUGACGAGGAGGGAGGUGGAGAGGAGGACCAGAAUGCAUACGACAUGGCAGAGCUGCAGAAGUCCCUCCAGCCGAGCCCGGCCCAGUCGAUCCAGUACUGUCGCUCCAGAGCCCUGCACCAUCCUCCUCCUUCCCACCAUCACCUCCUCCACCAGGCACCGCCCGUCCCACCCUCUAUCCAGCCACUGGAUCCCCUCAGCCGGACAGCCAGCUCCACAACCCUGCCCCCAUCCACUUCCUCCACCGCCACCACCACCACCAGUUUCCGCAGAGAUGUCCCCCCCACCAGGCUCCCAGCCCAGGGCCAGGCACGCCCCUCCCAGCUGGCACGUCGCUCCCUUUCCUUCUCUAGCCAGGAUCUGGCCCGCUACCUGUGCGAGAUCAUCCGUGACGCUGACCAGCAUCCAGACACGGGACCUUUUGACUCUCUGCAGGUUUUCUCUACCGAGGGAGGGGGCUCCCCAGCCGGCUCCCUCAGCUCCUUCAGCUCGGCAGGGUUGGAUGGAGGGAGUGGUGCAGAUGGGGGAGGGGAGCCGAGGAGAGAGGAGACGCUUGGGGAGUGGGGGCCUCGCUUUGAGAAGCUGCGGGCGCUGUAUGAGCGAGCUGAGGCCAGCGACCUCUCAGCACACGGACCAAACUGAUCAAACCCUGAUAAGGGCCACCCCCUCCUGAAACAAUCCAUUAGCAGACGCUUAUCGGCGAACGAGGUGGGAAAACAGCGAGAGACUGACUAACAGAGAGACUCGCUCCUCACCCAGCACUGACAGCUGACACUAAAGGUGUUGUAUUUAGUGGAUGAUGAGCCCCGUCAAUCAACAUGGUGGCCCAACAGACAGAUGAAAGUGUCCCUUUGAAAAGAGCCUGUCACUCUGCACCCCCACCACCUUGGAAAAGAAUUUUGCAGGAGCAGACAUUAUCAAACCUAGAAGUCAAGUUAAAAGGCUUCAGAACGUCACUCUCUACCCGGGCUACUCAUCAUGAUGGAGCUUAGCUUCACUGUCAGAAAAAUCUGUUCCAGUCACUGGCAAUGAAAUACAAAAUUCUCUGUGCUGUGGAUGAGUGUCAACUGAAGGCAAAUGAAAUUGUUUUGUCCAGGUUUUUUGUCUUUUUAUACCUGAGCAAAUCAAUGGCCCUUAUUUUUAGCACCUUGCUGCUGAAUUAAGUCUUUGUAAAUAAAGAAUUCUAACAUUUAUUCCACAGUACACUGGAACAUGAUAAGACAGUGAAGAUGAGAGACAUCAUACUGACUAGGCCAUACAAUACAGAGUUUGGAUUUUCACAACAGUGGACACAUUGUGUUCUUGCUGCCUGGCUGUACACAGCUUCUGUCAAUGUUUGUAUGAGAAAAAAGUGCUUCGACCAUCACUGGUUUCCAGGGUGAGAUUUUAAUUUAAAAAAUUUUUUUGGUAAUGUGUCUUUACUUGGGUUGAGUAAUUCUGUAUUGGUUGGAUGUUUCAAGUUUCAAAGCUCCGUGGGUUGUAAAACAUCAAGCUUUCUACUUAGUACUGUGCGCGCGUCUUCAUUUGAUUUCCUAUUCUCAUUCGCGCUCCUCCGCUGCUCAUUCCUCCUCACCCGAGGGAGGGUGCACAAAAAUUCAGACAGCUUUGUAACAAAGAAAUGUGAGUGGACGUGUUGACUGCGGGAGGGAGGAAAUACUUGCUCUGUUGCUCUGUUCCGCGUACGCCUUCCUCAGGCACACCAAAUGUGGCAGCUGCAAGAGACUAUUUUAACAGACGAUUGCUCGGUAGAAUACAAACUAUGUCAAGCUGCUUUCCAAGGUGACUACUUAAUAAAUAUAAAUGGGGGGAGGAGAGGGAUGAUGGAUAUAUAUAUAGGAUUAUACAUAUACACUGAUCAGCCACAGUAGUACAAACACUGAGAAGUGACAUGAAUGGCAUUAAUUAUCGUGUUACAAUGUUCUGCUAGGAAACCUUGGGUUCUGGCAUUCAAGUGGAUGUUACUCUGACAUGUACCACCUACUUAAACAUUGUUUGUAGACCAAGCACACCCUCCAUGGCAACAGCACUCCUCGACAGCUCAAGAACAGUUCAUGAAGCACGACAAAGAGCCCAAGGCAUUGACCCAGCCUCCAAACUCCCCAGAUCCCAGUCUGAUCAAGCAUUCACAGAAUGCAACAGAACAAGCCCAGUCCAUGGAGUCUAAACUCCACAACCCACAUUACCCAAAGAAUGCAGUGCCAGACACAGACAGCCCUUCGAAUACUGUGCUCCUGUACUGACUAACUAAACUGCAUUAUCAGUUACGUUUUGAGAGAAACAUAUUUUCAGCCCAAUUACAUUUUUUUUUAAUGUAUCACUGAUAUGUUUCAAAUCAACAUAUGUUUGCAAUUUAUUACUCCAAGGAAUGUGGCAGAGUGAUGCCUGUCUGUCUUUUCGCAACUUUACUCAAAAACGGACGAACGGAUUCGGAUGAAAUUUUCAGGGAAGGUCAGAAAUGACGCAAGGACCAAGUGUUUAGAUUAGUGAUGCGGUUUAUAGUCUGGAUCCACAGAGUUGUAAAAAAAUUCUGUAUCAUUGGGAGACAGCGGCAUGGUGUCACUGUAACCAUGACUACAAGUGAGCACUAUGUCAGCUGCCUGACGAUCACAUGAUCGAAAUCCUAUUACAAGUCAAAAGCUGCGGACUUACUGGGACUUAUGCAUCAGAAAUGAUACAAGGAACAAUUGAUUAAAUUGUGAGGGUGUUUCAGAGUCCCAUCAAUUCCUGGGCCUACUUGGUGAUGGUCCUUUUGGUGACUUAUAUUGCCAUCCUACUUCCUGAAACAGAUUCAGUGGCUCUUUCAAACUGAAAGCCUUUCCAACUUCAGUUUUACUUAUCAGUGAAAAAAAUACAAUUCUUUUUCUUUCAAACAUAAUUGAGAAUGCAGUUUAGAAUGUCAUUUUUUGGCUUUUCUUGCCUUUUAUUAGAUCCAAGCGCCUAGAAUAUCAUUUUUGGGAGACAGAUAAGGACAGGAAACCCUCAGAAGACUUAUGUCCAUGCCUUUACUUCUCAGAGAUGCUAUUUUAGCAGUGUGAGAGGGGCAAUAUCAACACAUACAUAUCUCGCUCUGGUCUGUGAUACCUUUGCAAAAUAAACUUCAGAUUCAUCUGUUUUCCUUGCUAAAUUAGCACACACUCUUGGCUGAAACUGUAUAAUGGGGGUUAUGAGGAAACAGGAUGAUAAAAAAAUGCAGGGAACUAAUAAAUGUGCAGUUAUCCAAAGUGAACUGUCAGCACAGUGACUCUUUGUAUCAGUUUCUCCUUGUUUGACUUCCUUGUGACAUCAGGUCAAUGAAUCUGUUUUCCUCCUCUCAAUGUACAAAAAACUAAAACAAACAAACCUUUCUGCAGUUGUUCUGGUGAGAGUGAUUUGUCUAAAAGCUACAAAAGUGCAAAGAAAAACAAUAGAGCUGAAAAAGGGAAGAAUCUGAAGGGUCUAAAAAAGGAGCUGUUCUUUUCACCUGUGAUAUGAGAGAUGAUUACAGUGUGGAGGUUUGAAUCAGAGAGCAAAUGAGGUGGGGGCGAGGCAGAGAGUGCCUGGCUCUGUGGUGAAAUGUCUCACCAGUGCAUCAUGGAGCUGCAGGGAGCUGUAGAGGGACGAGAUGCUGGAAGCAGUGUAUAUAUAUAUAUAUAUAUAUAUAUAUAUAUAUAUAUAUAUAUAUAUAUAUUUUUUUUUUUUUUUUCCCAGUUGAAACAGUUUGCUGCACAGCAAAUGGCAGAAAUACAAAAGUCGACAACUCUCCAAAAAGCCAGUCUGGCUUCUCCUGGCAUUUCAGCUGCUGUAUUCUGCUGGAAGUAGCGGCGGCGCUCUCAUCAUGCCUUUCUCUUUUUUUUCUAUUCGUCUUCACGCUGGCAGAGCUGAGCCUGUCGGCAGUUAAAGGGUAGGAGAGUGUGAAAACAUGUCAGGCCACUAAUCCUAAUAGGAGCUGAUGGCUUGCUGUCAUGCUGGAAAAACCAAAGGAUUGCGUGGACUUUCGAAAAAAAGUCGACCCAGCAGCCGAUUCCCAGAUUGUGGCUUUGCAGAAACAUGUUAUUUUCAGAAUAGCUGAGGCAACAAUGCAGCUCUUAAAAUUAAGAAACUUGGCGGUCAGGCAAGGAUGCCUGUACAAUGUAGAAUGAUGCCUGGAAGUAAGACACAGGCUUUACUUUCUCUUAUUUUUCUGAGACCACUGGGGAUUUCCUAGAGAGGGAUGCUUGUAUUUUAUUCCUCUGUCAAGGGCCGAGCCUGAGCCACACAGAGAGGUGAAGGAUGAAGAUGUGUAAUGCUUCAUUUCUCUCUCUGCAGCUGUACGGAGCAUCGAUUCACUUCUCACUACCAUUCAUUUGUAUCAUAAAUUGGCUUCUUAAAUGUUGUGUUCUGGGUGCAGACAUGUCGUGAACAAAGUUGAUGUUUUUACCUCAUUUGUAAAUACAGAGAUAGAUGAAAUACAAUUAUUGCUUUUUGUCAAGAAAAGCAGCAUAGGUUUAAAAAUGCGCAGCUUCUGAGAAAAAAAAUCAAAUCGAACAUAUUUUUUAUCAACAUGAUGGUGAUGAGCUUUUGACGGUUAUAUGUGUUUUGUAUUUGCUUUGAUCUUUUUUCUCAAUAAAUUCAUUUAUUUGCACCAGUGA
This is a messenger RNA of Acanthochromis polyacanthus (spiny chromis), 13195 nucleotides long. RefSeq names its product neural-cadherin. Gene Ontology annotation, biological process: homophilic cell-cell adhesion. NCBI's taxonomy places the organism in Eukaryota, Metazoa, Chordata, Actinopteri, Pomacentridae. The transcript has 37 exons. Gene Ontology annotation, molecular function: calcium ion binding. The coding region runs from base 300 to 9230 and encodes 2976 amino acids. Gene Ontology annotation, cellular component: cell-cell junction; plasma membrane. The record is from RefSeq and is a predicted model, not a curated record.